AUGAGCGAAGCCACUUCGUCGACACCCACUCUCACGACGGCAUUGACAGCCGUGGCGACCACGGCCAGUGUGGCCAUUGUCUUGAGAGCCAUCAAGCGACGCUUUUCUCCCACCAUAACCUCCACACUCCAAUGCAAAUGCGGCAAGAUUCGAGGCCAUGUCCGAGCCAAGUAUGAAGAUUCUUUCCGAAUACACUGCUACUGUCAAGAUUGUCGAGACUAUGCCAACUUUAUUGCUUCCUUGGGAGGAAACAAGGAUGAAACGAUUGGCAAGGAAUUUGGAGACAAUCGCGUCGUUCAAUUCUGCAAGAAUGCCAUUACCAUUGAACAGGGACAAGAGCAUUUGAAGUUGGCCAUUAAAAAGAAAAAGAAGAGCAAGGGGAAAAUCUACAUUCAUCAAUUCUAUGCCGGUUGUUGUCAUGUCCCACUCAUGAAUACCGUCGAUUUCUUGGGGUUUGUCGGUGUCUUUUGCGAUUUUUUAGACCAGACAGCCGUUGAACAAUGGGAUGGACCCUGUCGCAUGUUCCAAUCUGAAGGUUUCGGACAACCCAAUCCACCGUUUCCGAAUCCAACGUGGGCACCAUUUAUUUGGAAAAUGAUACGGUACAUGCCAUGGAGAAAGUCAGGACCCUUUGACUAUGACUUGACACCUGUCUAUUGGGGAGAAGAUAGUAACGGAGAAAAGAAAGAAGAAAAGAAGAAAGACAAGUAA
Molecule: messenger RNA, 711 nt
Organism: Seminavis robusta
Lineage: Eukaryota; Bacillariophyta; Bacillariophyceae; Naviculales; Naviculaceae
Source: the annotation of a GenBank genome assembly